AUGGCGGCACAAGAACAGGAGCUGCAGACUUCUGUGGAUUCCCUGAAGAGGGAAAUGGUAUUGAUGCGGGAGAAGGUGGCACGAGAAUGUGAGCUGCAAACCUCUGUGGAUUCCCUGAGGAAGAAGAUGGCCUGGAUGCUGGAGGAGCUCUUUGCUUUUGCAUCCAUGUUGGCUCCCUGGUGGUCUCCUGGGAUUCGCGACUUCGGGCACAUUUGGGGGCUCGUCCGGGAUCCUGGAGACCCCCAGGACUCCCGACCCAGGGGGCCUAGUGCCGGCUGCUCUUACAGGUUCUUUUUACCACUGAGGAGAGAGAGAGGAUCCAGGUGGAAGCCCGGAAGUCAGUUCUGGGCGACAAUAGACAGCCCACCCAGAACCCAGAGCUCAUCAAUGCUGCUUUUCCCCUCUCUCGUGCAAACUGGAACUACAAUUCAGCAGAAGAUAAUCCUCAGGAGUGACAGAGACACCUUAAGAAACUGGCCACUGGACAAGUAUGUAGAUGAUAUCCUGGUAGCCACUGAAGACCAGGAGAGGUGCCUGCAAGGCACCAAGGAUCUGCUUUCAACACUAGGAGCCUUGGGUUACCGAGCCUUGGCCAAAAAGGUCCAAAUCUGCAAGACAGAGGUAAACUACUUAGGCUAUAAAUUAAAAGGGAGACAGAGAUGGCUCACGGAAGCAAGAAAAGAGACUGUCUUAAGAAUACCACACCCACAGAAUGUCUGCCAAAUGCGUGAGUUCCUAGGGUCUGCAGGAUACUGCCGAUUGUGGAUCCCAGGUUUUGCAGAAAUAGCUAGACACCUCUAAGAAGCCAUCAAAGAAAGACAGGAGUUUACAUGGACAGAGACUAUGGAAAACUCAUUCACUAGACUGAAGCAGGCCUUACUCUCUGCACCUGCACUGGGGCUUCCUGAUUUAACCAAACCUUUCUACCUAUACAUAGAUGAAAGUAAAGGAGUAGCUAAAGGAGUGCUGAUACAGUACACUGGCCCUUGGAAAAGGCCCAUAGCUUAUUUCUCCAAGCUGCUAGACACUGUCGCCGCUGGAUGGCCCCCUGUCUGCGAAUGAUUGCUGCAGUGGCUACCAUGGUCAAAGAUGCAGACAAACUAACACUAGGACAAGAAUUAAAUGUCAGUACCCCACAUGCAGUCGAAAGGGUGCUCAAACAGCCACCAGACAGAUGGAUAAGUAAUGCCUGACUAACGCACUACCAAGGACUGCUUUUAAAUUCCACUAGAAUUCUGUUCCAGACACCCGCUUCGCUGAACCCAGCCACCCUCCUCCCUGACCCGGACUGGGAGGCACCACUCCAUGACUGUGGAGAAAUCCUGGCUCAUGUUCACGGAGUCAGAACCGACCUGCAAGAUCAGCCACUGGCAGAAGCAGAUGCCACAUGGUACACCGUUGGACGCCGCUUCAUGCAAGACGGAGUAAGGUAUGCAGGUGCAGCUGUAAUAACUGAGACAGAAACUGUCUGGGGGGAGCUGCUGGCUCCAGGGACUUCAGCCCAGCGGGCAGAGCUUAUCGCGCUGACUAGAGCAUUGACUAUGGCCAAAGGCAAACGCCUUAAUGUCUAUACGGACAGUAGGUAUGCAUUUGCCAUUGCCCACAUACAUGGAGCCAUCUACAGAGAGAGGGGGCUAUUAACUGCAGAGGGGAAAACCAUCAAAAAUAAAGAAGAAAUUCUUGGCCUCCUAUCUGCCCUUUGGCUACCCUAAGCCCUGGCUAUAAUUCAUUGCCUGGGCCAUCAAAAAUCUGACACCCCGAUUGCCAAAGGAAAUAGACUAGCAGACCAAUGCGCCAGACAGGCAGCCCUCUCAGUGGACCAUGCCCUAGUGACCACAUUGCCAGACCCAGGGGCCCCUAACCUCCCAGACACCCCCUCCUACACUGAUGAAGAUACAAAAUGGAUCAAGCAGCUACCCAUGACCAACUACCUAAAUGGGUGGUGGAGAGCUGCCGACUGCAUCAUUCUACCAGAAGAGUUAGGACGACGCAUCCUGACCAAAAUGCAUUGGGCUACACACAUGGGGAUGAGAAAAAUGGAAGACUUGGUGUGACAUGCUCACAUCACUAUCAGAGACUCUUGAUCAAAAAUUGGACAAAUCGUAGCAAGCUGCAAGGCUUGCCAACUGACAAAAGCGACUGCCCAGGCGCCCAACCCUGGUACCAGACUCCGAGGAAACAGACCAGGCGCCUAUUGGGAAGUAGAUUUUACAGAAGUAAAGCCCAGAAAAUAUGGGUACAGGUAUUUGCUAGUGUUUGUAGACACUUUUUCAGGUUGGAUCGAGGCGUUUCCCACCAAACAUGAGACCGCACAGACUGUGGCCAAGAAGUUGUUAGAAGACAUCCUGCCAAGGUAUGGUUUUUCUGCAAAGAUAAGCUCAGACAAUGGACCAGGAUUUGCUUCCAAGGUAACUCAGGGAGUAGCACAGAUUCUUGGGGCAGAUUGGAAAUUACAUUGUGCAUAUAGGCCCCAAAGUUCGGGACAGGUAGAAAGAAUGAACUGAACUUUAAAAGAGACCUUGACUAAAUUAGCCCUAGAGACUGGUGGAGACUGGUACACUCUCCUUCCCUUUGCCCUUUAUUGAGUGCAUAACUCCCCAUAUAAGAUGGGACUUACUCCCUUUGAAAUCAUGUAUGGCAUUCCUCCACCUAUUAUUCCCAUUCUCAAACCCGAAGUACUUGCUGAAUUUGAUGAUCACCAACUCCUUUUUUCCCUCCAAGUGUUGCAAAGAACCCAUGAGCAGGUCUGGCCUAAGCUGAAAGCUCUUUAUGAGACUGGAGCCCAUCCAAAACCACACCGCUAUCGUCCGGGUGACUGGGUGUACGUCUAGAGACACCAACACCAGGCACUGCAACCACGCUGGAAGGGACUCUAAAUCAUGAUCCU
Messenger RNA from Manis pentadactyla (Chinese pangolin), 2887 nucleotides. RefSeq lists its product as uncharacterized. The transcript has 5 exons. The record is from RefSeq and is a predicted model, not a curated record. Bases 1 to 801 code for a protein of 266 amino acids. Lineage: Eukaryota; Metazoa; Chordata; Mammalia; Pholidota; Manidae.